CCAGACUGGCGCUUCAUGUCUAUCUCGCUACAAGGCUGUCGUCUAAUUCUACAGAUAAUGAUAGUCCCCACGUCGAUUGCUGACGAAUCGGCCACUGGUCGCCAGCCCACUCGCUGGACAUAUGGGCCGCUGCCCGAAGUAUUUUGCGCCCCGGCGCACAAUGGCGGUCCUGGUGUAUGGACACACUAUGCUAUUACCUUCAGCCGCAACGAGCCGAGCCCGCUGAUCCGACUCUUAAUCGACGGUCAAGAUCUCGGCUCUGCUGAAUAUCCAAUUGAAGAAUUGCUUCCCACUCGGAUAUUCUUUAAUCCAUACACCAUGGUAGCCAAACCCCGUAUCACGUUUGGAGCCUGCUACAAUCCUGAAACCAGGCUGGCCAAGGAAUUUUUGAAUGGAGAGCUUUCCGGUGUCAUGUUGCUCAUGACGAGGACAGAACCGGCCAACAAUUUGCGAUGCAUAUCUCAGUGCGGAGAAUCUCUUCUUUUGCCAGAUGCAAUGAAGGUAAACAAUACAGCAGUUUUGUAG
Molecule: messenger RNA, 525 nt
Organism: Protopolystoma xenopodis
Lineage: Eukaryota; Metazoa; Platyhelminthes; Monogenea; Polystomatidea; Polystomatidae
Source: the annotation of a GenBank genome assembly